Molecule: messenger RNA, 2119 nt
Organism: Papaver somniferum (opium poppy)
Lineage: Eukaryota; Viridiplantae; Streptophyta; Magnoliopsida; Ranunculales; Papaveraceae
Product: serine/threonine-protein kinase BSK1-like
Exons: 9
Coding region: 332-1897 (521 amino acids)
Biological process (GO): brassinosteroid mediated signaling pathway; protein phosphorylation
Molecular function (GO): protein kinase activity; ATP binding; protein binding
Source: RefSeq, a predicted model, not a curated record
AAGGGGAAAUGAAAUGAACCGCAUUACCAAUCCAUCAUUAGAUCCUCUCUUUCCUUGUUUAUCUGUUUUCUUCUUCCCUUUCAGACAGAAAAACAGAACAGGAUAGAAAAACACACAGACAUUCAUACAGAUAGAUUUUUCAAUUUUAUUAGAUAGAAAGAUAGACAGACAGAAAAAUAAAUACACAGAGCCAAAAUACAGAGAGAGAAAGAGAAAAGAGAUCUUUUUGAUUCUCUUUUUCUCUCUUUCUCUCUCGAAUAGAAUUCUCCAACGCCAUCAAUGGUUUCUUUCGAUUAAUUUUACCCAGAAGAAGAAGAACCCUAUCAUCAUCAUGGGUUGUUGUGAAUCUUCAUUGUUUACAGAAUUAGGUGCUAAGAAAGAUAAGAUACCUCAAAACCAACAACAACAACAACCGCAACAAGGAAAUCAUAAACAGCCACCAUUCAACCGUCAUCCUAUCUCCACAAACAGCUCUCCUAAUUCUUCUUCUCUACCACCUGUUAAUUCAAUUGUUGAUGGUGAUGAACCACCUUCCUUUACAGAAUACUCUCUUUCAGACCUUAAAGCUGCAACCAAUAAUUUCAGUUCAGAAUUCAUUGUUUCUGAAAGUGGUGAUAAAGCACCUAAUGUUGUCUUCAAAGGUCGUCUUCAGAAUGGUCGCUGGAUUGCUGUUAAGAAAUUCUCUAAAACUGCAUGGCCUGAUCCUAAGCAGUUUGCUGUGGAAGCUGGAGGAGUUGGAAAGUUGAGGGAUUCUAAGCUUGCCAAUUUGAUUGGGUAUUGCUGUGAUGGUGAUGAGAGACUUCUUGUUGCUGAAUACAUGCACAAUGAUACCUUAGCUAAACAUCUAUUCCACUGGGAACAUCAAACAAUUGAAUGGGCUAUGCGUUUAAGAGUUGCUCUGCAUAUUGCUGAAUCAUUAGAUUAUUGCAGUACUAAAGGCCGAGCUUUGUACCAUGACUUGAAUGGUUAUAGGGUUCUCUUUGAUGAGAAUGGUGAUCCACGCCUCUCCUGUUUUGGGCUAAUGAAAAAUAGCAGUGAUGGAAAGAGUUACAGCACAAAUCUGGCUUACACGCCUCCAGAGUAUCUAAGAAAUGGAAGGGUCACUUCUGAAAGUGUUAUCUUCAGUGUCGGCACUAUUCUCUUGGAUCUUCUUAGUGGAAAGCACAUUCCUCCAAGUCAUGCUCUUGAUAUGAUUCGGGGCAAGAACAUCCUUAUCUUGAUGGAUUCACAUUUAGAUGGGAAAUUCUCAACAGAAGAGGCAACUGUGGUUAUUGAACUUGCUUCUCAAUGUUUGCAAAAUGAACCUGGGGAGAGGCCCGAUCUCAAGAAGCUUAUUGAUACACUUUCACCAUUGCAGUCCAAAGCUGAUGUUCCAUCUCAUGUAAUGCUGGGCAUUCCGAAACAUGAGGAAACACCUUCUACGCCUCAGCGACCCUUAUCACCAAUGGGUGAGGCAUGUCAAAGGAGGGAUCUCACUGCUAUCCAUAAGAUUUUGGUGACAACCCAUUACAGAGACGAUGAAGGAACCAAUGAGUUAUCCUUCCAAGAGUGGACACAGCAAAUGAGAGAUAUGCUGGAGGCAAGGAAGCGGGGGGACUUUGCCUUUCGUGAUACAGAUUUUAAAGCUGCCAUUAGUUGUUACUCUCAGUUCAUAGAUGUAGGCACCAUGGUUUCUCCGACAGUAUAUGCAAGGCGUAGUCUAUGCUAUCUCCUCAAUGACCAGCCAGAUGCUGCUCUCCGAGACGCAAUGCAAGCCCAAUGUGUUUACCCAGAUUGGCCCACAGCUUUUUACAUGCAGUCAGUUGCCCUUUCUAAGCUGGAAAUGCACAAGGACGCUGCCGACAUGUUGAACGAAGCUGCCGGCCUUGAAGAAAAGAGGCAACGGCAUGGUAGAUAGUGAAGCCACCAACCACCAUCAUCAUCCAAUGUUGUAAACAGAAACCAUGUUGUUAUGUAUAAUCACAGAAAAAUUGUAAUAUAGGGAGAGUGAGGGAGACAUUAGUUCUUGUUAACAGUAAAUGUAUGUGUUUUCCUUUUUUUUUUUCUUUUCUCCAUUUGAUGAGAUAAAAAUAUAUCAGAGUUCAACAUUUGUACGAUUUUAUACAUUAAAUCUUAAUUA